Messenger RNA from Amyelois transitella, 5487 nucleotides. RefSeq names its product neurogenic locus notch homolog protein 2. Gene Ontology annotation, biological process: cell-matrix adhesion. Lineage: Eukaryota; Metazoa; Arthropoda; Insecta; Lepidoptera; Pyralidae. The record is from RefSeq and is a predicted model, not a curated record. Gene Ontology annotation, molecular function: serine-type endopeptidase inhibitor activity. The transcript is spliced from 25 exons. The coding region runs from base 163 to 4596 and encodes 1477 amino acids. Gene Ontology annotation, cellular component: basement membrane; extracellular region.
ACAGAGGAGGGUGCACGCGUUCUCCUUACACCGACUACGAAAACAACGACGCGAGUGACUGUGUUGUGCGAAUAGUGAUCUGUGUUGGACAAACUGUGGAUACAACUAGCAAAUCUGGAGCGACCAAGUUCAAAAAGAAGCGGCCGCUUGUGUGAUGCAGCGAUGUCGGCGGCGGUGAGGGCGGCGCUGCUCUGCGUCUGCGCAGUGUUACUACAACACGCAAACGCGGAGCUCCGAGGACGAUGCCCUGCUGAAGAAGGUCCCUGCCAGCCUCGGGCGGCGGCCUGCAGUACUGACGAUGAGUGCGGGGAACAGGUGUGCUGCAGCACUAAAUGUGGGAGAGCGUGUGUGGAUCCACUCUACACUGGAUGUGAAAACGUGAGGCAGUCAGCGGAACGGAUAUCCCGCGCUCUGGCCGCCGAGAACAGCAGAGGAGGUCGUGGUCUGCUGAAGUCAGUCCGGGCUCCAAGAUGUAGGGUCUCAGACGGAGAAUUCGAGCAAAUACAGUGCGACAAUGAGAUCGUCAGCUCCUGUUGGUGCGUUGACGAAGCUGGAUUUGAGCUGCCAGGUACCCGCGCGCCAGCCGCCAGUCUAGUCAACUGCACCAAAGUGGCGCCCUGUGCGGCCCACACCUGCCGAAUGUUAUGUCCACUCGGGUUCGAGCUAGACGCCCGGGGUUGCCCUCUUUGCAAAUGCAGAGAUCCGUGCUCGAGUAUCACUUGCCCUGGACAGCUGUCUUGCCAGCUUGAAGAGACGCCGUGCUUGAGGCCUCCUUGCCCGCCUGUGCCUACGUGUAAACGUGGUCGAAGCUUGCAGAACAUCUGCCCUGUCGGCGAGCCUCUUAUCAUAUCGGAGACCAGCCGGCCGUUCCUCUGCGGAACUGACCCUGGGAAACCUAACUGCCCACCACUUUACCGGUGCCUGGUUGAAUCAGGUAAUGACUACGGCGUAUGCUGCCCAGCGUCUCUAGAACUCAAGAAGGCUGGCACUUGUCCCGUACCAGAAGCAGAAAUAGAGUGUGGUACACCUUGCGCCCAUGAUCUCGAAUGUCCUUCAAUGCAGAAAUGCUGCGAUGGAGGGGAGUGUGGGAAACAUUGCGUUCUUCCUAACAACGUUACUAUGUGCACGCAGCAGAAGAUGUUGGCGGAGCUGCUGGUGAUCAGUGAGAAGGAAGGGAGGGGGUAUGUGCCGCAAUGUACUGCUGAUGGCUCCUUUGAAUCGAAGCAGUGUUCGAGGAAUGGGCUUGUUUGCUGGUGCGUCGACACGGACGGCAACAAGCUCCGCGGCUCCAUGGGCCCAGCCGACACCGUCCACUGUUCAAAGACCCCCAGACCAUCUCGUUCUGGAGGUCGAAGCCUAGUAUCCUGCGGGAGAGCGUUAUGUGCUGGGGUCUGCGAGUAUGGUUACAAGACUGGAUCAGAUGGGUGUCCGACCUGCGAAUGUGACGAUCCUUGUGCGGGCUUCCCGUGCCCUGAUGGCGAGGAGUGCGUGAGGGUUAAGGACGCCGAUUGCGCUGGUGAAUUCUGCACCGGUUAUCCUGUUUGUCGUCCUAAAGUUUCAUACAACAACCCUUGCGAAGUGGGCAUACCAGCAGCUGACGAUGAAGGGACAGUGGUCCGCUGCGGCGCAGACGCUGACUGUCCCGGUGGGCACGUGUGUACUAGAUCCAAACACAGCGAAAAUGCAGUGUGUUGUAUGGACCCGGCUGACAGCGAUAACUCUACUGAAGCUGAACUAUUAGAGGUAAAUUUCGAGUCUUGCGGUCCAGAAGUAGAAGCUGUGUGCGGUCUGAACUCCACGGCUAGUUGUGCUGAAGGAACUUGUGAUGGCGACCUCAUGUGUUGUUCUACAGCCAAUUGCGGGCCAGUCUGCGUGGACCCCGCUAAGAUGAAGCUUCAGACUGAUAGAGUUGAUGACACUCCUACAAUGUGCGAAUACCUCCGCGACUUCGACGAGAAGAUGGAAGGUACAGUGGACGGCAUGAAGCUGGCUCUUCCUCCACCGACCUGCAAGUCCGACGGCUCGUACACUUCACAGCAAUGUUCUAAGGGACGGUGCUGGUGUGUGGACUCCUUCGGCACUGAAAUACCCGACACCAGCUCCACUAAUGCCACUGCUGUGGAUUGUGACAAAGUCCGCGAAGAACAUCAAUGCUUAGAGUUGACAUGCCGCAUGGGCUGCGACUACGGAUUCGAACUCGGGCCCGAUCGUUGUCCGAAGUGCCGUUGCAGAGACCCUUGUUCCACUGUCACUUGCCCAGCUGACCGCGCCUGUACUGUAGUGGAAGUGGCCUGUGAUGCUGACUACUGCCCGCCUGUUCCUGCUUGUCUACCCAAAAAGCGCGGGCAAUGCCCAUACCUAGUGCCCUUCACGCAUGGAACUUGCGAGUUCUCAUGUCGCGGUGACGCCGACUGCGGCCCCACGGAGCGCUGCUGUGCCACCGGCUGCGGAACCACUUGUACCGAGCCUUUACACCAGUCUGCUUGUCAGCAGAGCAGAGCAUUAGCUCUCCACAUAGCCUCAGAAAAUGGCAGCCCGGCUUCAAGGAUGUGGGUGCCAGCUUGCAAAGACGACGGGUCUUACGAACACGUCCAGUGCAGAACUGCCAAUAAUACGUGCUGGUGCGUCGACAUAUCUGGCAAUGAGAUUCCCGGAACAAGAGCAGUGAAUUCCACUCCAGAUUGUGAAAACGCAAACAAAUGUCCUGACCCCGGGUGCAAAGAAGAGGUGCUAUGUCCCCAUGGACAAGCGUUAGAUAACAAGGGGUGUCCCACUUGUGAAUGCAGAGAUCUGUGUGCUGAAGCCAAAUGUAGGACCGGAGAGACUUGCGAACUGGUACCAUUGGAAUGUGAGGGCUCCCCGUGCCUGCCGCUGGCCCGCUGCCGGCCGGCGCCGCGCUGCCCGGGCGCCGCGUCUCCCUUGCUCGCCCCCGACGGCUCCGCUCCCUUGCUCUGCGGCCCUAACACCGCCGACUGCCCCUCGACACACGCCUGUACUUACGCCCCACAUGAUUCUAGACCUUCAGUUUGCUGCCCGAAGCCACACACAGUAUGCUUCGAAAGCAAAGACGAGGGCGUCUGCGAAGGCAAUCCCCGACUGAACACAACCCGCUGGGCCUUUAACCACAAGCGAAACAAAUGCGAGCGGUUCAGAUACUACGGCUGUUCCGGGAACCACAACAACUUUAAGACAAAGGAGGAGUGUAACGCUGCUUGCCCUGUGGAGAGUGCGAGCACCAAAAACGCCAAACAGCAGAGUUCGCCUACCGCAGAAGUAUUGAGUCCAUGUGAAAGGCUUCGUGAAAGGAAUGAGGCGAAAGCAAAGAAGUACGGGCAGGUUUCGUUCAUACCGAAAUGCGACGCCAAUGGGCUGUGGGAACCAGUGCAAUGCAUGCUGGAUAUUGAUGUUUGCUGGUGUGUGAGCGCCCAUGGAGAGUCUCAGAAAGGGUCGAUGGUGCGAGGAGCCAAACCGACUUGUAACUUCAGACAGGCGCGCAAGUGGGUGCAAAGAGAUCCUAUUUACCAAAGAGCAAGAGCUGCUGAAGUGCUAGAAGAAUUAAUAGUUCAGAUGACAAGGUUCCAAGAGGAUGAUUUCGAUGAAGAAGAUCUUGAAGAAGCUGAACCUUCAGAACAAGGUGUACAGGAAAUAGAAAACGAAAAGAGCGAGGAUAUGAAAAAGGAAGAUAGAAGUACUGAGGAAAUAGCUACUGUAUUGUCAGAGACCGUUGAACCAAAGUCGAAUGUAGCAAGGACGCAAGACAGACCAUUGGAAGUUAUAUCAGACGUGAUCAUGUUCAAAACUAAAUGUCAGUUGAUGUUGGAGGAAAGCGAAAACGGAUUGGAAGGUCGCACCCCACGUUGUCUUCCCGACGGAUCGUUUGCACCGCGUCAGUGCGCACGCGGCCGCUGCUGGUGUGUGGACGCGGCUGGGCAAAGACGAACGCACCACGCCGUUGUUCCAGACUUCCCCGAGAGAGACCCUUGCGAACAAACCCAAAUAGAUUCGGCUAUUCUCGAACUAGAACUGGUCGGAGCGGAAAGCACAGCAGCAGAAAACGCACGAACAUUCCUAGCGACUCGCCUGGCGGCUCUCGGGGCUCGGGUGCCGGUCUCCGUGCUGAAAGAGAAGAGCACAGUCAGACUUAGAGCACUGCUGCAAGGACCCAGAUCUGUUGAUGUGGUCUACCAUAUUGAGAACUUGGUAAAACAAGAAAAGUUAGCUGGUAUGAAAACAGGCGAGCCGGGUGUAUUGGGGGCGGACAUGAUCCGCAGCGAAUAUAGAUUAGCAGCGGCGCCGCCACCAGCGUUGCAGCAGAGAGAAAUACUAAGCGAAUCUACGGUAUCUGCAGCAACGUCAUAUCACACAGCGUUGAUAGUACUCGCAGCCACGUCGGCGUUUAUCAUCAGUGUGUUAUGUGUCCUUGUCAUGCUUUACCGAGCAAGACUCCAAAGAGAACCUCAAAAAGCCGAGAGAUUCCUCCCAGCCACGCCACCAGUCUACGUUCUCUCUGCUGACGAGAAGGCAGAACUAGCGAAAGUACUCCACGCGCCACCUUCUUUACCGCAAACGACUGACGACGAUCACACUAGAGUAUAAUACCACAAUAAACCCCAUUUACGUUACUUCCCGUGUCCUUUCCUAUGUAAUCUUAGUACAGGUACUAAAGAAAUUAGGGUCCAAAUUGCCUAGAUUUUGAGUAACGUAGAUGUAGAUACCCUAUAUCAGGCCAAACCUGGUAGCUCAGCUACACAAUUUGUUUGGCCGUUGUUAAGGGUGAUGGGGUCUUACCGUGUUAAGUAUUAAACUAAGUGCUGAAGACCGUGAAAUUUCUUUUAAGGAUUUUCUAAGGUUGUCUGAAAUAGAUUACCUAAGUGAUAAGUCCGCCCUUGUACCUAACAUCAUUUAUUUUUUGUUUCGGUCAUAUUUUGUUUUUUACUGACGAUUUUCAGCAUUUAGAUUUGAUUUAUUAUUUCCUUCAAUGCCAAGUAGACGACAAGCCGUCGUCUCGACGUUGGAUGAUUAUUGUGUUAAGUUAAUUUUUAUCAAGUAUAAGAUAUUCUUAAGAACGCCUGCUGAUGUGGAAGUGUGGAUUAGUGAUAUGUGAUCCACCACGUUCUUUAGUUCCUCUCGUUGAGUUUUGAUCUAAAUCAUACUUUAUUGCAAUACAUAAGUACUUAUUCAUUUUAAAUAUCUAAGUACGCAACAAAAACUUGACUCAACGUAGAACUAAUCUAGUCUUACUCAUUCAUGAUCUUCAUCAGAUCAUCUACAUCAUCUCCAUCGAUCAUUAUCAUCAUCACAAUUUGAUUGUUUUUGUUUUAAGAUAUAUUUGUAAAUAAUUAUUUAUAAUUAUCCAUUGUACUUUUUCAUCAAUAUUAAAAAUUUUAUAAUGUAAUACAUUCAUAGUGUAAAAAUUCUUUAACAUCAAAAAUGUAAAAAUCUUCCCAGUUCUCUUUUGUGAACGCUCCAAGAUAGUUUUUUUGGAUA